Molecule: messenger RNA, 3438 nt
Organism: Camarhynchus parvulus
Lineage: Eukaryota; Metazoa; Chordata; Aves; Passeriformes; Thraupidae
Gene: NOS2
Product: nitric oxide synthase 2
Biological process (GO): nitric oxide biosynthetic process
Molecular function (GO): flavin adenine dinucleotide binding; nitric-oxide synthase activity; calmodulin binding
Source: RefSeq, a predicted model, not a curated record
AUGCUGUGCCCGUGGCAGUUUGUGUUCAAAUCUCAUGCUGCCAGGAGCCAGUACCCCAGGGAGAAGGAUAUCAACAACAACGUGGAGAAAAAUAGGAAGAUCCAUGGCUCAGAAAAGGACGAUGCCAAAUUGCACAAUCCCAGCAAGAAGCAGAUGGAGAGGCUGCCUAUCAUAACUUCAGCAAAGCCCAGUGAGGGAGGAGAGAAUCUCCCUCCAAAUGACAUCAAAGUUUCAAACCAAAUAUCAGGAUGUCCAAGACAUGUAAGAGUAAGAAACUUGGAAAAUGGAUCCAGCUUUCUUGACACACUACACCUGACUGCAAAAGAGGUUAUCAACUGCCAGACCAAAGCCUGCCAAGGGUCACUCAUGACCCCAAAGGGCCUGGUGAGAGGUACCAGAGAUGGGCCAGUUCCACCAGAGGAUCUUUUACCUCAGGCAAGAGACUUCCUCAAGCAAUAUUACAGUUCAUUUAAAGAGCCAAAAAUCAAAGAACAGCUGGGCCGGCUGGAAGCAGUGACCAAGGAGAUAGAAAGAACAGGAACCUACCACCUGACAAAGGAUGAGCUGACCUUUGCUGCCAAGCAGGCCUGGAGGAAUGCACCCAGGUGCAUCGGGAGAAUCCAGUGGUCCAACCUGCAGGUAUUUGAUGCACGGGACUGUAAAACAGCCAAGGAAAUGUUUGAGCAUAUCUGUCAUCAUAUUCAGUAUGCCACAAACAAUGGCAAUAUAAGGUCAGCCAUCACAGUGUUCCCACCCCGGACGGAUGGGCAGCACGAUUUCCGCGUGUGGAACAGCCAGCUGAUCCACUACGCUGGCUACCACAUGCCAGAUGGCUCUGUCCUUGGGGACCCUGCCACUGUGGAGUUCACUCAGUUGUGCAUCGAGCUUGGGUGGAAGCCGAAAUUUGGCCGCUUUGAUGUACUUCCACUUGUUCUCCAAGCAAAUGGCCAAGACCCAGAAAUAUUUGAAUUACCUCCAGAAAUUGUCCUCCAAGUGCCAAUGGAGCAUCCAAAGUACGAGUGGUUUAAGGAGCUGGAGCUGAAGUGGUAUGCGCUGCCUGCGGUGGCCAGCAUGCUGCUGGAGGCGGGAGGGCUGGAGUUCACCGCGUGCCCUUUCAACGGCUGGUACAUGGGCACCGAGAUCGGAGUGCGCGACUUCUGCGACGCGCAGCGCUACAACGUCCUGAAGGAGGUAGGGAGGAGAAUGGCACUGGAAACAAACAAACUGUCAUCAUUAUGGAAGGACCGAGCUGUUGUAGAGAUCAAUGUGGCUGUGCUUCACAGCUUCCAGAAACAGAAUGUGACCAUCAUGGAUCACCACUCUGCCUCUGAGUCCUUCCUGAAGUACAUGCAGAGCGAGUACCGUGCGCGGGGCGGCUGCCCGGCUGACUGGGUGUGGAUUGUGCCUCCCAUGUCAGGCAGCAUAACCCCUGUCUUCCACCAAGAGAUGUUGAACUAUGUCCUCACUCCCUUCUAUUACUACCAGGUGGAUGCAUGGAAAACACAUGUGUGGCAUGAUGAGACCCGGAGGCCAAGGAAAAAAGAAAUAAAGUUUAGCAUCUUGGCAAAGGCUGUGCUCUUUGCAUCCUCGCUCAUGCGAGGAGUGGUGGCCACCAGGGCCAAGGUCACCGUGAUCUUCGCGACAGAGACGGGCAAGUCAGAGACCCUGGCCAACAACCUGUGCAGCCUGUUCAGCUGUGCCUUCAGCACCAAGAUCCUGUGCAUGGAUGAGUACAAUAUUUGUGACCUGGAAAAUGAAACACUUCUUUUAGUGGUUACUAGCACUUUUGGAAAUGGAGAUUCUCCAGGUAACGGAAAGGCCUUGAAGGACUCCUUGCUCAGACUGAAACUGCUGAGAAAUAAAAUUAGGUAUGCUGUGUUUGGUCUGGGGUCCAGCAUGUACCCAGAGUUCUGUGCCUUUGCUCAUGCCAUUGACCAAAAACUGGCCCAGCUCGGGGCUUCCCAGCUCACUCCAGUGGGUGAAGGGGAUGAGCUCAAUGGGCAAGAAGAAGCGUUCCGCACCUGGGCAGUCAGUGCUUUCAAGGCUGCCUGUGACAUUUUUAAUGUCCGUGGGAGACACAGUAUUCAGUUGCCUGAGAUCUACACCUCUGAGGAAAGCUGGGACCCUACCAGUUACAGAGUAGUGCAUGACUCCCAGCCCAUGGACCUGGCUAAAGCUCUUACAAACAUUCAUACCAAGGAUGUAAUUCCCAUGAAGCUGAAAUUCAGGCAGAAUCUUCAAAGUUCGAAGUCCAGUCGUGUCACCAUUCUGGUUAAACUUCAGUGUGAGACUAACCAGGAAGUGUACUACCUUCCUGGGGAUCACAUCGGGAUUUUCCCAGGCAACCAGGCAGAAUUAGUCCAUGGCAUCAUUGCACGUGUCAAGGACGCCCCUCCAGCUGGUCAAACCAUCAGGCUUGAAACCUGCAUUGAUGGUGGGUACUGGGCAAGUCACAAAAAGAUUCCAGCCUGCACGCUACCUGAGGCUUUGACAUACUUGCUCGAUAUCACUACUCCACCCUCCCAGCAACUGCUAAAAAAAUUCUCCCAGCUGGUGACAACAGAAGGAGACAAGCAGAGGUUGGAGGUGCUGUGUCAGGUGAAGGAAUACAAUAAAUGGAAGUUUUACAACAGCCCAAACAUCCUGGAGGUCCUGGAGGAGUUCCCCUCUGCUGAGGUCUCCACAGCUUUCCUGCUGACUCAGCUGCCACUUCUGAAGCCCAGGUACUAUUCUGUCAGCUCCUCCUGUGACAUGACAGCCAGAGAGAUCCAUCUGACAGUUGCAGUUGUAAACUACAGGACAAGAGAUGGAGAAGGGCCUUUGCACCAUGGAGUCUGCAGCACGUGGCUGAACACAAUAGAGCUCAAUGAAACUGUUCCCUGCUUCAUCCGCAGUGCUAAUGAGUUCCACCUCCCCGAGGAACCAGCCAAGCCCUGCAUUCUGAUCGCGGGCACGGGCAUUGCUCCCUUCAGGAGCUUCUGGCUGCAGCGCCUCCAUGACCUGGAGCACAGAGGGCUCAGAGGAGGGGACAUGACCUUGCUGUUCGGCUGCCGGCAGCCAGACCUGGACCACAUCUACAGGGAGGAGACUGAGGAGAUGAAGAGGAGGGGAGUCCUGAGAGGUGUCUACACAGCUUACUCCAGACUGCCUGGCCAAGAGAAAGUCUAUGUCCAGGACAUCCUGCAGGGGCAGCUGGAGGCCCGCGUGUGCGAGGUGCUGCACGGGCAGCAGGGCCACGUCUACGUGUGCGGGGACGUGCGCAUGGCGCGGGACGUGGCCGCGGCGCUGCGGGCGCUGCUCGCCCGGGCCCUGCAACUCAGCCCGCAGCAGGCGAACGAGUACCUGCAGCAGCUCAAGAGCCAAAAGCGAUACCAUGAAGAUAUAUUUGGGGCUGUGUUCCCACAUGAAGUCAAAAGAGCUUUGCAACCCACCAGCUGA